AGCAGGAGAAGAUGCUGGCUGCCGCGUGGCCGAGUGUGCUUUAAUGGACAAUGUACUGCAAUGUAUGCCUGAAGUACUUGAAAUGCAAAUUUGGGACAACUUUACCAUCUAAAUGCUUGGCUGGAUUAAACGCCUGAUGAGGAUGGUUUUUCAGCAAGUUGUAGUAAGCAUGCAAUCGGUACUUUGGUCUGGAAAACCAUAUGGUUCAUCUCGAAGUAUCGUAAGGAAAAUUGGUACUAACUUAUCUCUGAUUCAGUGUCCAACAGUUCAAUUUCAGCUUACCAGCCAUGCAACAGAAUGGAGUCCCAACCACCUGGGAGAGGAUCCAGUGGUAUCUUUUGCUGACGUUGGAUGGGUAGCCACAGAAGAAGGAGAGUGUUCAACAAGACUAAGGACAGAAGUCAGGUCAAAGCCACCCCUUCAAGAUGACCUUCCUUUCUUCAAGAAGCCCCCACGCAGGCAUAUUUCCUUACCAAGCCUGUCUCAAGAAGCACCUCCACCAAAGAAUGCAGUUCUGGCCAAUGAGGAAGCCCUGCAGAAGAUCUGUGCACUUGAAAAUGAACUUGCUACUCUCAGAGCUCAGAUUGCCAAAAUCGUGACCCUGCAAGAGCAACAGAAUCUCACUGCAGUAGGUGACUUGGUUUCUGCCACAUCUGUUACCACAGCCCCACCUCCUCCCUCCAUGCCACCACUGCCACCACCACCACCACCGUUGCCUCCUCCUCCACCACCUCCACCAGGACUCCACCAAAGUAAAUCUGCUAUUGAUCUGAUUAAAGAACGAAGAGAGCAAAAAGCCAAUGCUGGAAAGACUUUGGCUAAAAGCAAUCCAAAGAAAUCUGACAUGCCAAAUAUGCUAGAGAUCCUUAAAGAUAUGAAUAGUGUAAAACUUUGGUCAGUUAAGAGGUCAGAAGAUGUAAAGCCCAAGCCAGUAGAUGUUACUGAUCCUGCUGCCCUCAUAGCAGAAGCUCUGAAAAAGAAAUUUGCUUAUCGAUAUCAAAGCAAUAGCCAAGGAGAAAUUGAAAAAGGAGUUCCAAAGUCUGAAUCAGAGGCCACCUCAGAGAAAGCAUUGUUUGGGCCACAUAUGUUGAAGUCUACAGGAAAAAUGAAGGCUUUAAUUGAAAAUGUUUCAAACUCCUAAUGGACAAUGAGCUGAAGAAAACUCCUGGUUCAGCUGGUUUGGGAGGGCUGAAUUUGGCUAGUAGAAAUCCAACACUAUUUAGUAAAUACCUGGCUUUAGUAUUCAGUGGUGUACUUUUUAACCUAGAGGAUUAAGCAAUAAUGGAAGCACCAUAACUUUGUUUGCUUUUAUGAGAUGGUCAGUUCUAGAGCCUCCUAUAACAUACUGAAUUCUGACAUGGUUUUCACAUUUAGCCAGGAUGUUGAAGCCUCCGAUCUUGAAAACAUUUGAAAGAUUUCAGAACAUAGAAAGGACAUUUGUGGAUUUUACUGUGCAUUUUAAAAUUCUUAACACUAAUUUAUCUGUACAAAUGUUUUAUAUACUUAUAUUUGGAUAUAAAACAGUUUAAAAAUUAUCAGUG
This is a messenger RNA of Marmota monax (woodchuck), 1541 nucleotides long. RefSeq names its product mitochondrial fission regulator 1-like. NCBI's taxonomy places the organism in Eukaryota, Metazoa, Chordata, Mammalia, Rodentia, Sciuridae. Gene Ontology annotation, biological process: mitochondrial fission; aerobic respiration. The record is from RefSeq and is a predicted model, not a curated record. Gene Ontology annotation, cellular component: mitochondrion.